AGUGAAAUUCCUACAAAACCAGAUGAACAUUUUUCUAGUUUUAUCUGCACAUUAUUCAGUCUGAUGGCGGCUCUGUCUGAGAACGUGUUGACAGUCAGCAUGUUACUGAGUGUCGUCUUUUGUCCAGGUGCUUUGGCUGAUUGUACCAAUCCAGUCCUUAUUGCUAACACACCUGGGCAGAUGGAAGCUCUGAGUGGAUCUUGUUUGCAAGUUCCAUGUAGCUUCAAUUCAACACAUUCCGAUUAUGGCAAAACUAAUAUUUAUUAUGGAAUUUGGUUGAAAAAUAUUACUUCUUUGAAUCAAAAUCCAAGCUGUCUUAUUUUCAACAGCAGUGGGUCAGAUAACAAAUAUUCACUGACAAUGAUUGGAAAUGUGAGUGAGAAAAACUGCACCACUCUGUUUACUGAUUUAAAUACGAGUUAUACUGACACAUACUACCUCCGCAUUGAGAACGGGGCAUUUAGGGCAACAGAUGUUUGUCCUCUUCAUAUAAAAGUAAAUGAUUCUCCUUGGAGUCCCAGCAUUAAUCUUCCCUCUGACCUGAAGGAGCAUCAGUCUGUCACUGUAACCUGCUCAGCUUUCACUCCGUGUCCACAAUCACCUCCUGAACUCACCUGGAAUCUCCAACAAGACUCUCUCAGACAAACAGAGAAAAACACAGAUGGAACCUUUACAACUAAAAUCCAGAAGAACAUCACUCUGUCAGACACACAUGAUGGAUACAACAUCAGAUGUUCUGCCAGAUAUCCUGUGAUUGGAGGAAACAAGACAGCAGAGACAAAAGUGACUCUCAGUGUUUCAUGUAAGUGA
Molecule: messenger RNA, 810 nt
Organism: Xiphophorus couchianus (Monterrey platyfish)
Lineage: Eukaryota; Metazoa; Chordata; Actinopteri; Cyprinodontiformes; Poeciliidae
Product: sialic acid-binding Ig-like lectin 10
Exons: 4
Coding region: 64-810 (248 amino acids)
Source: RefSeq, a predicted model, not a curated record